AUGAACCGCUUUCGGAACAUGAGGCGCAUGGAGCCAUUCCAGGGCCCCUCAAAAUGGGUCCCCACUCUGGGCGAGCUGCAGAAGACCCUCCAGAAGGGCGAGUACCUGCCCCUCCGCCCGCUGCCCAUGUUCGAGAGUAACUUUGUCCAGGUGACCAAUCGAGGGGCCCCCGUGUACGUGCACCACAGAACCAACCGCCUGACCAUGGGUGUGGCCGCCUCCCUGCCAGGCCUGGUACUGCCUGACAUCCUGCUGAUCGCUCAGCCCCCAGAGGGCAAGGAGUGCUCCAACCUCGUCCUCACCAGGAUGCUCCCGCUGGACCUGGCCCACCUCUACGUGCAUGACCUGUCUGCCUGGCGUCUGAAGCUGCGCCUGGUCACAGGCCGCUACUACUACCUGGAGCUGGAUGCCCCUGAUAAAGAGGUUGGCUUCCUGUUUGACCGCUGGAUCCGUCUCAUCAACCUGCUCCAGGAGCCUGCCACAACCUGGGCACCCAGGACUCUGAAUACACCCACCACGGACCUGGCCCAUGUUGUACCUCCUGCCUCCACCUGGCGCCUCCAGGCCCAGCCACAGUCCGACCGUUCAGUCAUGAUUGUCGAGCCCACCUUUCCUUACAAGUUGCUGGCAUCUCAGAGACAGAAGAAGGCCAAGACUCUCAAGCGCAAAUUCAAGUCUCAGGCUGUGGGCGACUCUGUGCCUCUCAUAUGGUCACAGAUGGAGCAUGCUAAAGCUAAAAAGAAAUCUGCAGAAAAGUCCCAACCACACCUCCACCCUGACAGAUCUCAGACCCAAACCCAGAUUUCCGAGAAGCCCAGCAUCACCAUCCGUACCAUCUUCAGCAUCAUUUCCAAUACCAUCAACCACACACAGUCCUCUUCCAAGGCUUGCUCUUCUGACUCUGACCUGGGCACGGUCCUGGGAGGUCUAGUUGAGACCCCUGUACACUGUAUCUUGGAGAAGAGCACUGGUCCUUCCUUGGCGGGCUCCUAUGAAAACUUGGACCCGUACCUGUGGCAGCAGGAUAUCGAACACCUGAUAGACCCUGAUUCCAGUACGCUGUCAUCUUCCUCCUUUUCCCCAGGCCCAGGCCCUCCAGCCUUCUACCUCCGUGCCCCCUACUCCUCCUUCCGCAAGCACAAGGAAAGGCCCCGGGUCCCGGGAUCUGGGCAGAGGCAGCGGCUGCCACCCUCCCAGAAGACCCAGUCUAUCCGUGCUGCCUCUUGGAAGGUUCCAUUCAUCCUUGACCAGUCCAAGAAGGUCUCAGCAGUACAUGCUCCAACCCAGAAGACCUCAACUGGUGUUGGCCCAUCCCGGAGGGUCCCAGUGGCACCUGUUGCUUCUCAAAAGCCACCUGUCACACGGGGCCCAUCUCGGAAGGUGCCCCCUGCAUCAGCUACUUCCCAGAAGGCCCCCACAGUACACGGCUCAGCCCGGAAGGCCCCACCUGCACCAGCCAUUUCCCGGAAGGCCCCAGUUGUAUCUGUCCCAUCUCGGAAGGCCCCACCUGGGUUGGCUAUUCCACAGAAGGCUACAGCCAUACCUGUCCUAUCUCAGAAGGCCCAACCCAUACCUGCUCUGCCCCCAAAGGCUGCGACCCACACUGUCCGAAACAGGAAAUCUUUGUUCCUCCCUACGCCAUCUCAGAGGGCUCUGAUCUCUCCCACUCAGGACCAGGGGACCCUGGAUGAGGUUGAUUUGGGCAUGUUGCCCGGAUUAGGUUCUACAAGGAAUGUGCCUAAGAGAAGCAAGCGAGAAGGGAUGCCAGAGCCCAUGAUGUUCGUAAGCACCCAUGAGAUGGACCUGGUAGAGACGAGGACCAAGAAAACCUCCCUGGAGCUGCCUUUCACUACCACAGAGAGGGAGUCAUCGGAGGUGGUGAUCAGCAAAGCCCAUGAGAUCAACGUGGACGGCCUGAAAGGCAGAAGCUGGUUGGAAGACAAAGUGCAGAGGAAGAAGGAGGAGAGGGCUCUGGACAUUCCUGGCUUCAAGUCCAAGGAGAUGAGGCAGCAGCACAAGUGGCUCAAGACUGAGGAGCUGACCAUUGAGGGACCCCCAGAAGAGCAGAGCAGGCCCUUCUCGGUGGAGGGGCUCACCCUUGCCAAGCUGAUUAUCAUGGCCAACUCCAAAGAGCCGCCCCAGAGACCACCUGUAGUCCGUCUGCCCUCCUGGCUCUCGGCCACCCAGGUGUCUGCCAUGCCAACAGAGAGUACAGUGCCCACCAAGCCCCAUAAAGAUCCCCCAGCAGAGAAGACACCUGUGGUGGCUAAGGAGAAGCCCCCAGUGCACACCUGGGUGCCCCCACCAGAGAAGACACCUGUGGUGGCUAAAGAGAAGCCUCCAGUGCACACCUGGGUGCCCCCACCAGAGAAGACACUUGUGGCAGCUAGGGAGCAGUCCCCAGUGCGUAGCUGGGUGCCCUCGCCAGAGAAGACACCUGUGAUGGCUAAAGAGCAGUCUCUGUUGGACAGCUGGGUCUCCUCAUCGGAGGGCACAUCUGUGGAGGCUAAGGAGCAGUCCCCAGUGCGCAGCUGGGUGCCCUCAUCGGAAGGGACACCUGUGGCCGCUAAGGAGCAGUCCCCAGCACAAAGCUGGGUGCCCUCAUCGGAGGGGGCACCUGGGGCGGCUAGGGAGCAGUCCCAGGUGAGCCCCUGGGUGAAGGGGAAAAUGCAUGAGUGGGCAGAGAAGAGCAAGCAUUCCUGGGUAGAGCAGGAAGCAAAGGUGGAGAGGUCAUCCCAGGACUCAAUGGGACCUUCCGAAGUGUACUAUCUCCGUGAGCUGGAAUCCAGCAGCUGGAACACGGACACAGCCUCCCCACCUCCCAUCCCUCUGCCUGCAUCAGAGUGGGAGAGUACACCCCAGUCGCCCAUGUCACUGAGCCCCAUCUCAAAGAUGGAGCCUGGGAUAUCCUCAGAGUCCAGCGUAUCUCAAGAGCCCCAGGAGCUCAAAGAGAUGUCAGACCAUAGCCCUCUGACCAUCACCGACUUGUCCUCAGAGGUCUUGCCCUCACCCUUGGAAGCUGAGAGUGUGACAGACGUGGCAACCAGUGGGGAGAAGACAGAUGAAUUGGAUGCCUUUAAUCCUUCAUCCAGGUACUUGGGGGCAAAGCUGACAUGUUCUGUCAAAGCCAUUAUCUGCGAGGUAGAGAGGAUCAUGCCCUCUUUUUUCACUUUUGCUCAUGGACUUGAGAUAUAG
Messenger RNA from Nyctereutes procyonoides (raccoon dog), 3195 nucleotides. RefSeq names its product golgi associated RAB2 interactor family member 5B (gene GARIN5B). Bases 1 to 3195 code for a protein of 1064 amino acids. The transcript has 9 exons. NCBI's taxonomy places the organism in Eukaryota, Metazoa, Chordata, Mammalia, Carnivora, Canidae. Gene Ontology annotation, cellular component: nucleus. The record is from RefSeq and is a predicted model, not a curated record.